AUGGACAGAGGCUUCCUGGCAGCAGAGAGCAUAAGCCCAAAUGAAGCAAAGCUAAAGCAAACCAAGCUCCCCAAAAUAAAGAAGGAGAACCACAUCCUCUUGCUGAAAAAGAGCAACUUUGACAGAGCAUUGAAGGAAACCAAAUACCUCCUGGUGAAGUUCUAUGUUACUUUAUCUCAGUCUUCUCAGAAUUUAUCUGAAGAAUUUGCUGAGGCUGCACGACAGCUUAAAAAAGAAGCUCCAAGAAUCCAGUUUGGCAAAAUUGAUGUGACACACCAACAUGACUUGAGAAAAGAAUUUAAUAUUCAAGCCUUUCCUACUGUGAAAUUUUUUGUGAAUGGCAGCAGGGAAGAUCCCAUAGACUGCAAAGGAGUCAGAAAAGCCUCAGCCUUUAUUACAUGGGUAAAAAGAAGAACAGGACCUAGCACUGUUUUAAUCAACUCUACUGAUCAGGCUGAAGCCAUCAUAAAAGCUGGUGAUUUAGCAGUGAUUGGCUUCUUUAGGGAACUUCACAAUGACAGUGUGGAAGUUUUCUGUGAGACAGCCAGAGAUGUGCCAGAGAUGCCUUUUGGGAUGACAGCCAGUGAGGAGGUCUGUGCCAACUACGGUGUCCAAAGGAACUCUCUUGUUGUGUUUAAGGAGAGUGGAGCAGAUGUUGAGUCUUUUGUUUCCCAGACAUCUGUGAAGAUUUUUGAUGUCCCUGUUGAAAAUCACAUCCUGCUGUUCACCCCAAUGAACUCGGAGACAUUCAGUGAGAUUUACGAAAACUACCAGUCUGCUGCUGCACAAUUCAGAGGAAAGAUACUGUUCGUUUUGGUGGAUACUGGUGAAGCAAGGAACGGACGGAUUUUUGAGUAUUUCCGCAUCAGGGACAUCGAUGUUCCUGCUGUGAGGAUCCUCAAUCUCACCAGCGAGGCCAGAUACAAAAUGCCUGCGGAUGAGGUGACUGUGGAGAACCUGAGAGAAUUCUGCCAGAGCUACCUACAUGGAAAAGCAAAGCAACAUCUCCCUAGUGAAGAAAUUCCACAAGACUGGGACAAGAUGCCUGUCAAAGUGCUUGUUGGGAAGAAUUUCAACAGUGUCAUCUUCAAUAAGACCAUGACUGUAUUUGUUAUGUUUUAUGCCCCUUGGUCCCAUGAGUGCAGAAAACUCCUGCCAGUCUGGGACAAGCUGGGAGAGCAAUAUGAAAGCCACAAAGACAUAAUGAUUGCAAAGAUUGAUGUCACAGCAAACGACAUCCUGGCCGUGGCUCUGGACCGCUAUCCCUUCUUCACGCUCUUCCCUGCUGGGGCCCAUCACCAGGAAGUGGCCUAUACUGGGGAAUGCACAUUGGAGGCAUUCUCUGAAUUCUUAGAAGAACAAAGAAAGAUGAGAGCAGAAGCAGGAGAGGAGGAUCCUUCGGGAGGAAUCAAAGAGGAUUUCAGCCAAAAGGAAACUGUAAUAACAGAGAAAGAACUUUAAUAGUUCAGAGAAAGAGAAACAUUCUCAGGAUUGUGGGGAAUCCUUCCUGGAAGGAGCUCAAUGGAAGAAUGACUCAUCUCAAGUGAAUACAGAGCUGAAUAAAAAAUAAAAGUAAGAAUUUAAUAUC
Zonotrichia leucophrys gambelii is the source of this 1588-nucleotide messenger RNA. It is a transcript of the gene PDILT, whose product is annotated as protein disulfide isomerase like, testis expressed. The record is from RefSeq and is a predicted model, not a curated record. Gene Ontology annotation, cellular component: endoplasmic reticulum. The transcript is spliced from 11 exons. The coding region runs from base 1 to 1461 and encodes 486 amino acids. NCBI's taxonomy places the organism in Eukaryota, Metazoa, Chordata, Aves, Passeriformes, Passerellidae. Gene Ontology annotation, biological process: protein folding.